CAACAAAAAGAGAUUUUUUUCUCCCCAUUUUCCUCCAUAACCAUGAGUGAAAAACCAGAAGAAAACACGAAAGUAGAAGAAUCCCAUGAACCAUUAGAUGAUGAAUCACAAGGCAAACCAGGUGAUGAUGGUGAUCAUCAUCAUCAACAACCUUGUGCAAAUGAACCACCAUCUUCAUCGGAGGAAGAAGAAGAUAAAAAGCAAUGGGGAACUCACGUCAUGGGGCCACCGGCGACGCCUGUUUCUCACCCGGAUAACCAAAAGGCCGCUGCUUCGUGGACAGCCGGUGACCACCAGCGAGUCUAUGAGCUGCCUUACCUCGUUUACUCGCCGGAGCCGGAGAAACCGGCGCCGAAUUCAUUCGAGCUUGCGAUUAAUGUGUUCAAUGGUUGGAGUAGGAAGGCCGAGACCGUCGCCCGCAACAUCUGGCACAAUCUGAAAACUGGACCGUCGGUGACGGAUGCUGCAUGGGGCAAAGUAAACCUGACGGCGAAAGCAAUAACGGAGGGCGGAUUCGAGUCUAUGUUCAGGAAGAUUUUCACGACAGACGAAAAUGAGAAGCUGAACAAGGCAUUCGCUUGUUACCUCUCAACAGCCACUGGCCCUGUCGCCGGAACUCUCUACUUAUCCACAGCUAGGGUUGCAUUUUGCAGCGAUCGUCCCUUGUCGUUCACCGCUCCGUCGGGGCAGGAGACUUGGAGCUAUUAUAAGGUUAUGAUACCUUUGGCGAAAAUAGGAGCGGUGUAUCCGGUGGUGAUCAAAGAAAACCCGACGCCGGAGAGUUAUAUCGAACUCAUUACCGUCGACAGCCAUGAUUUCUGGUUUAUGGGAUUCGUUAAGUUUGAGAAAGCAUCGUCUCAGCUUUUAAACAUUGUGCAGGAUUUCAAAGCAACUGAGCAAAAUCUAGCUCAACCACCGCUUGUCUAGCACAUAUAUAUAUAUAUAUAUGAUAUA
This is a messenger RNA of Hibiscus syriacus, 954 nucleotides long. RefSeq names its product GEM-like protein 5. Lineage: Eukaryota; Viridiplantae; Streptophyta; Magnoliopsida; Malvales; Malvaceae. The record is from RefSeq and is a predicted model, not a curated record. Bases 43 to 927 code for a protein of 294 amino acids. The transcript is spliced from 3 exons.